AUGGCCUUGGGUCCCCCCUUGCCCCAUGUGGAGCGAUUUCAGGUGGUGUGGCCCCAGCGCCUGCCAACACCCAGAGCCCGCAGGGCCCUGCCCUCCCACUGGAGCCAGUACCCAGAUAGUGUGAGCUACAUUCUUUCCCAUGGAGGGCACAACUUCACCCUGCAUCUUCGGAAGAACAGGGAACUGCUGAGCUCAAGGUACACAGAGACCUACACGGCCGCCAAUGGCUCCGAGGUGGUGGAGCAGCUGGGAGGGCAGGAUCACUGCCUCUACCAGGGACAUGUGGAGGGACAGCAGGGUUCAGCUGCCAGUCUCAGCACCUGUGACGGCCUCAGGGGCUUCUUCCAAGCAGGCUCAGCUGUCCACCUGAUCGAGCCCCUCAAGGGGGAGGAGGAGGGCCCACAUGCCCUAUACCUGCCGCAGCACCUAAAGCAGAAACGAGGCACCUGUGGUGUUAGCAAUGAGCGCCUGGAACGCAUCCUAGGGCCGAGGGUUGCAGCGGCCUUCAGGCCCCGAAAUCGACCAGUGAUCCCAGAGCCUCGGCACGUGGAGCUGUAUGUGGUCACCGACAGCAUUGAGUUCCAGAAGUUUAAGAGCCGGGAGACGUUGCGUGCGCGAGUGCUGGAGGUGGUGAACCAUGUGGACAAGCUGUACCAGGAGCUUGGCCUCCGCGUGGGUCUGGUGGGCUUGGACAUGUGGAGCAGUGACAAGAUCCUCAUCAGUUCCAACGCCGAGGUCACACUGAAGAGCUUCCAGGCCUGGCGGACGCGGGAGCUUGUGGGACAACAUUCCCAUGACAACGCUCAGCUCAUCACGGGGAUCGACUUCGACGGCACCACUGUGGGCCUGGCCUCUCUGGCCUCCAUGUGUUCCCAGAGGACUUCGGCAGGCGUGAACCAGGACCACAGCCAGAGCCCCCUUGGUGUGGCAAGCACCAUUGCCCACGAGAUGGGCCACAACCUGGCCAUGGACCACGACGAGAACAUCGACACCUGCUACUGCGCCGUGCCGCCCUCUAGUGGCGGCUGUGUGAUGGCGGCCAGCCUCAGCUUCGAGUUACCCAAAAAGUUCAGCCAGUGCAGCCGCUCAGUCUACGAGUCCUUUGUGGAAACUCCGCAGACAGAGUGCCUGCGAGGCAUGCUGAACCCCAACCUGCUGGUCAGCGACCCCGUGUGUGGGAACAAGCUCCUGGAACGUGGAGAGCAGUGUGACUGCGGCUCAGCCCAGGAGUGCCAAAACCCCUGCUGUAACGCCACCACCUGUAAGCUGACCAAAGGAGCCGCGUGUGCCCAGGGCGCCUGCUGUGACCAGUGCCAGGUGAAACCAGCUGGACAUUCGUGCCGUAGCCCCAAGGACGCAUGUGACCUCGAGGAGUACUGUGAUGGCCAACGGUCUGAGUGCCCAGAGGACGUUUUCCAAGAGAACGGCUCACCUUGCUCAGGGGGCUACUGCUACGACGGGGCCUGCCCCACACUGGACGAACGGUGCAGCAAGCUGUGGGGGUCAGGUGCCCAGGUCGCUGUGGAUACGUGCUACACCUAUAGCCUUACCAUGAGCUGCCAGGGCCAGAACCACCCCAAAGGCGGCGUUGACCUGUGUAGUACCCUGUACUGCCAGGGGGGGCAGAAGCCUCAGGAACGGGGCUCGUGUGUCAUGAAGCCCAGCGGUGCUCGCUGUCAGGCCCUGCUCACAGAAGACGCCACUGCCUAUGAGCGUGUGCCCACGGGCACUAAGUGUGAUGAGGGCAAGGUUUGCUGGAAAGGAAGCUGCCAGGAUCUGCAGGUUUACCGGUCGGACAACUGCUCUGCCAAGUGCUACGGCCACGGGGUAUGCAACCAUAAGAACAAAUGCCACUGCCAACCGGGCUGGUCACCACCCAACUGUGCCAAGGCCGCCAGCUCUGAUGUGCAGACAGCGUCCGGGGGCGUGUCCACAGAAGUCCUGGUGGGUGUGGCCUUGUUACUGCUGGCAGUGGUGUUCCUUCUGGGAGGCUUCAUCUUCUACCGCAGACACAAGAGGAAUGCGACCACGAAGACGGCCAUGGGGCUCGAAAACCCCGUGUUCCACAAGGGGAGCAGUGGUGCACUAGGGAAGAGCAGUGCUGUGGCCCCCAAAGCCUCCCCUUCCCAGGCCCCAAGACCCUCGGCUUCCAUGGUGACCCCGAAGCAGCCACCCCCUCUUGUAAACAGCAUGUCCCCCGUGGGUUUACGCCCUGCCACCACAGCCAGCCAGCCUGUCCCGGUUCCCGUGUACACGAGGCACCAGGAGCUAGAGCAGGUGAGCCGAAAUGCUCGGCCCUGGGAGGCAAAGUUUGGGUGGCUGGUUUCGGGGCCCAUCUGGGAGGUGCUGAUUGGUGAAGCUCAGGCCGGCCCCUCCUACCAAACCCCUCCCGGAGCUGAAGCCUCAGCAGGCACCAUCCCGCAGUCCUGGGCUUACCUCUGCCUGUCCCUGAGGGCAGGGUGGAAUAGGUCCCUGCUGAGAAACCCAGCCUCCCGGCACUCUGGUUUCGUCAUCAGUGGCCCCCCACAGCCCUGUGGGAAGUGUCUCAAAGGCCCAGGGGGUGGGACAGCAUGUUUGCCUCGUGGUGGGCACCUGGCCCGGCUGCUUCCAGCAAUAGGGCAGGAAGAGCCUGGGGCUUUCUCCUGCAGGGCCUGGCACGGGUUCCAGCUGGCCACGUCCCUGUCCAUCCGUUGCGGUUACCCAAGGGUGUUUCUGUGGGAGAGUGCUCAGCGGAAGACUCAGGCGGCUUUGGAGCAGAGCCAGGAGCUAGGGGAGCGUUAUAGCAGGGACGGGCACAGGACAGCUCCACCCACCAAGCCCAGUGCUGGAGGACCCUCUCCCUUCCAAGCCACCAGACCUACCACUGGGCCCCCCGCGCCACCUGCCAAGCCCGGUGCUGGAAAGCUCAAGCCUGCUCCAACUCAGGACUAUGCUAACCUCCUCACCAGCACCACCCCGAUCCUGGCCCAGACUGGGCUGGCAGCUCUUGGCAAGCAGAUUCUGCAGUCAGGGCCCAGACCUGCUGAGCCCCUGGCCACUUCAACUGCGCAAAACCCACCCUCAGCCUGUGUCACUGUCCCACUCUCAGAAAUGGGCCCCUGCUAG
Chrysochloris asiatica (Cape golden mole) is the source of this 3105-nucleotide messenger RNA. RefSeq names its product ADAM metallopeptidase domain 8 (gene ADAM8). Lineage: Eukaryota; Metazoa; Chordata; Mammalia; Afrosoricida; Chrysochloridae. The record is from RefSeq and is a predicted model, not a curated record. Gene Ontology annotation, molecular function: cell adhesion molecule binding; metalloendopeptidase activity. Bases 1 to 3105 code for a protein of 1034 amino acids. The transcript is spliced from 26 exons. Gene Ontology annotation, biological process: regulation of cell-cell adhesion; inflammatory response; positive regulation of membrane protein ectodomain proteolysis.